This is a messenger RNA of Sander lucioperca (pikeperch), 3093 nucleotides long. It is a transcript of the gene adora1b, whose product is annotated as adenosine A1 receptor b. Gene Ontology annotation, cellular component: membrane; synapse; dendrite. The coding region runs from base 854 to 2014 and encodes 386 amino acids. Lineage: Eukaryota; Metazoa; Chordata; Actinopteri; Perciformes; Percidae. Gene Ontology annotation, biological process: G protein-coupled adenosine receptor signaling pathway. The record is from RefSeq and is a predicted model, not a curated record. Gene Ontology annotation, molecular function: G protein-coupled adenosine receptor activity. The transcript has 2 exons.
GUACACUGCCUUACCUCUUAUCAGAACAAUAGGCAACCGAGCAAGGUCCAUUAGCAUUUGUAAGGACGUGGGAGAAAGGCGUGCCUGGCAUAAGAUAGAAAAUGAUCGUGAGUUCAAAUCACCUCUGCACCUGCCUUCCUUGGGACGGUCCCGCUUUAAGCUACAGCGGCAUUUAAUAAUUUCUGCAUUGAAAAUAAAGCAGUCGCACCCAUAGGAAAUAGAUGGACUCCAAAUGAAACCAAGAUUAUAUAUUUUACCGAAACAAAGACAACGCAUCUGAAUGGAACAAAAGAAAGGCGAGAAAAUCACUCAGCUAUUCGUCAACAGCAUUAUUGCUCUUACUGGAAGCACAGUGAGGGGGAGAGAAAGAGGGAGCAGCCGCCUGCGCAGGAGCUGCAACUGCGCGCGUUCAUCCAAAAGAUAGCUUUUUUUUGUUAAAACCCGCUUUGUUAAAUGAAAACGUAGACUGAUGAAGAUGAAGCGCCCGCUUGGAUAAAUAGGAGAGUGUGGGAAGGAUGCGUCUCUCCUUAGGAGCAGGUGUAUUCAGCCAAGUGGAGGCGCAGGGCACAAAGCAGGAGCAAUGCACAACAGCCACCGGACCACAACACCUGCUCCAAAGGAAAAAACAUCGUGCUUAGAUAGCCUAUACGCUGCUGUUUAACGUGCUUCUUCCCCUCAAAAUAACUCGAUUUUUUUCUUGCAACUUAUCUGGUACCAGGAGAAUGUGGGCACCGUGAAACUGAUGGACGCACAUCUCAUUUGGAAAAUACUGUAGUGAGAAAAACAAAUAAUAACAAAGGACUGUUCUGUUGGCUUCUCUUAAGACUGCUUCACUGAAAUCCUGUUCUUAUCAAUGACAGAAUCAUCUGCAAGGAUGCCCGUAACACUUUUAUCAGCGCAGUCGCUCUACAUAGGAAUGGAGGUGCUGAUUGCAGUCGCGUCUGUAAUCGGUAACGUGAUGGUGGUUUGGGCGGUGAAAAUUAAUAAGUCGUUACGAGAUAACACGUUUUGUUUCAUCGUCUCCCUGGCUCUGGCGGAUAUUGCAGUGGGAGCCCUCGUCAUCCCUUUGGCCAUUACUAUCAGCAUCGGACUCCAAACUCACUUUUACAGCUGCCUGCUCGUAGCUUGCACGGUGCUGGUGUUGACGCAAAGUUCAAUCCUGGCCCUACUGGCUAUUGCAAUUGACCGCUAUCUCAGGGUCAAGAUCCCGACCAGGUACAAGCGAGUGGUGACCCCUCGGCGAGCGGGGCUGGCAGUGGUGAUAUGCUGGACGGUGGCCUUCAUCGUGGGGCUCACCCCCAUGUUAGGCUGGAACAACCUGAAGCGCCUCCAGCAGAACGGCUCCAUCAGCUCUGAUCUCAUUAUCACCUGCCAGUUCGAGACCGUCAUCAGCAUGGACUACAUGGUCUAUUUCAACUUUUUUGGCUGGGUGCUGCCGCCGCUGCUGUUCAUGCUGGUCAUCUACGCAGAGAUCUUCUAUGUGAUCCACAAGCAGCUUAACAAUAAGAAGUUCACCACCAGUCACACAGACCCCAACAAGUACUAUGACAAGGAGCUGAAUCUGGCUAAAUCUCUGGCUCUGGUUCUUUUUCUCUUUGCCAUCAGCUGGCUCCCCCUCCACAUCAUCAACUGCAUCACGCUUUUCUGCCCUGAUAGUGAGAAACCCAUAGUCCUCCUCUAUAUCGCCAUCCUGCUCACCCAUGGCAACUCUGCUGUCAACCCAAUUAUCUACGCUUUCCGUAUUAAAAAGUUCCGCACGGCCUUCAGGAAAAUCUGGCAGCAAUACUUUUGCUGCAAGGACACACCAGCUCUGGAGAUUCAGCCCAGCGACAGGAAAGAGAUGCCCAAUCCAGAGCCACAGCAGGCUACACCACCACAGCCCCCUCAGAAGGAAAUCCAAAAAUCUAAUUCACAACAGCCAACACCACCUGAGCAGCAGCAGCAGGACCAUAGGACCGAAACACCCCAACAAUCUAAAGAACAUCCACCCUUACUGAAGCACAAUGCAGUCUAAGCCAAGGAACAGAGCUGAUCGCUGGCUGGGAAAGUAAUGAACAGUGCACGAGCAUUGGUUCUCUCCUUAGUUGAAUGUAGUCUAAUGAGGAGCAUCAUGUCCUACGAUGCUCUAGUGACUGAGACGAUCAUUUAUUCAAAUACUGGAAGAUCAUUUAUCUUUACUCAGGAGGAGUGGAUUUAGUGAGCAAAAAACGUUAUCUGAACAAAAGGUUAUCUAUUAACUUGCAAUAAUGGAAGUCUUUUUGAAAGUGACUGUCUAAGUAACAGACUGAAGACAAGCUUUUAACUGUUCAUUAUGAUCGAACAGUUGGUGUGAACGACACAAAAUGUUAUUAUAUGUUAUGUUAUUAUAAGUUAUUGUGGUUGGUCAGUGUCAGAUUAUCAAAUGUUAUAACUUGUUUAUACUGACAGUGGUUGAAGAAUAUGAAUGUAAUGGUAAUGUAAAUAAGAGACUACAGCAGCACAGCUUUGAACGCUGAGCUCUUCUUCAGGGUCUUAAUCGCACAACAGUAGCGCAAGCAGAACUAUGGGAGAGAUUUUUGCAGCAACGCUGUGUGCGUGUGUGCUAAUAGAAGGGUUUCGUAAUCUCUUAACUAUUCUCCACUAGAGCCGAGUCCCUCAGUGGACCCAGCAGCACUGAUCCAUUACUGAGGAGAUGGACAGGGAUAAGAAGCAAGCGGCUGGAGGGAAUGGGAGGUUUUAACCUUUUAGAAGCUGCGUGCAGGAGACUCGCGUCUGCAGAACCACAGCUACUCAUGUGGAAGAAAGACGAGAUGCACUUAAAGCUCAUGUUUAUCCAGCCUCCAUGCCAGCUGGUGCUGGGAGCUGGGUUUUCCUUCUUCUUUUUUCACUAAAUGGACAUAUGAUAACCAUAACACAAUUUACCACUAGGAACAGUGGCUUUCAUGGCCUUACUCAGUAUUUUAAUUAGUUUGUAGUAUGGACUAGACUGGAAAAGACAACCAAAAGAUUGUGAGUAUCUUAACUACACUGUAAGCUCAACAUUUUGCAUAAUGCCAAACUGUCGUAAUUAAACAAUGUUCAAUGCCACUGACAUAAAAACACUGUUUGAGAAUG